Anolis carolinensis (green anole) is the source of this 8776-nucleotide messenger RNA. It is a transcript of the gene os9, whose product is annotated as OS9 endoplasmic reticulum lectin. Lineage: Eukaryota; Metazoa; Chordata; Lepidosauria; Squamata; Anolidae. Gene Ontology annotation, biological process: endoplasmic reticulum unfolded protein response; retrograde protein transport, ER to cytosol. Gene Ontology annotation, cellular component: endoplasmic reticulum lumen. The transcript is spliced from 15 exons. The coding region runs from base 33 to 2129 and encodes 698 amino acids. The record is from RefSeq and is a predicted model, not a curated record.
CUCGUCGGGACCAUACUAUUUCCAGGAACAGAAUGCGAAGGCAGGGCGGAAGUCACCGUUGCCUAGGAAGAGCAGAAACAGGCGGAGGAGGUGGCCGUGCGGAGAAGAUGGCGGCGCGGUGCCUGCUUUCGAGGUUUUGGGGCCCGCUGCUGCUCUGGGCGGCGACGCUGGGCGGCGGAGAGGCGCUGGGCUCCUUGAACCUGCUGGAGCUCAGCGAGCUGAAAUACGGCAUUGAGAUCGGGGCCGAGCCAGUGUUGGCUGGGCAGAGUAAAUCAGCUGAUGUGGUGACCAUCUCCUCAAAAUACAAGCAAAAAUAUGAGUGCCGGCUGCCUGCUGCAGCUGUGAAGAUACAUCAGGACAAAGAGGAAGAUCCACAGAGCUAUACUGGCUUGGGAAUCUCAGAACUGCUGAAGCCAAUGGAAGCUGCCCCUUGCCUUAUCAAGACUAAGGACUGGUGGACCUACGAGUUUUGCUACGGGAAGCACAUCCAGCAAUAUCACAUGGAAGAAUCUGAAAUCAAGGGUGAUAUCCUGUACCUUGGAUAUUACCAGUCUGCAUUUGACUGGGACAAUGAAACUGCAAAGGCUUCUAAGCAACACAAACUGAAGCGUUAUCACAGCCAGACCUAUGUAAAUGGUUCCAAGUGUAACCUGAAUGGGAAGCCCAGGGAGGCUGAAGUCAGGUUCCUGUGUGAGGAAGGUGCAGGUGACUACAUUGCCCGUGUAGAUGAACCUCAGUCCUGCUCCUACGUGCUGACCGUCCACACCACCCGCAUCUGCCAUCACCCAUUCCUGCGGCCUCCAUCAACCGCCACCCCUCAGACCAUCCGCUGCCAUCCAGCUUUGAGCCCAGCUGAGUAUGUAGAAUAUGUCAAGGCUCAAGUGUCUGACACAAAGCGCAAAGUGGAGGAGAUCUCUGAAGAGCUGAACACAUUAGGCACACGACUGUGGAAUGAGCCAGACCGUAACUCUGCUGUUCAGGAUGCAGAUGGAAAUGCUCCUUCUCCCCCUCCUGAGACUAAACAAGACGAUGACACCAAUUUCUGGGAGGGAGUAAUGCGUGGAGAUGGGAAAGCAUCCCAGAUGCCAAAAGACACAAAGGAGGAAGAAUCAAUCCUAAACACAGAAGAAAGUCAUCUGGCAGAUUUCAAGAAAAAAAUACACUUUAAAAUUAUCCGGAAUCCUGGAGAUCUGGUUCAGUUCAUUCACGAUUUGAAGGAGAGCGCCAGGAAGAAUAAGGAGAAGACUAGUGAAUCAGAAGCAAGUGCACAAGAUACCUCACCCAAAAAAGAGCCAAAAGGAGAAAGGGAGAAGCCUAAUGAAGGAGCCCAGGAAGAGGAGGAGGAGGAUGAAGAAGAACUGCUGGGGAAGUUCGAGAAGGAGCUGGAAGACAUCCUGCUACAAAAAUCUGAAAUGGCCGAACUAAAGGAAGAGGUGAAAUCUGAGAUGGAGAAGGAGUUUGAUCACAUCAUUAAUGAGGUGAAAGAUGAGCUAGAAACAGAAGGCCUGAAAGGAGAGUUUGAUCGAAAACAAGCCUCUAAGUCUUUGGCAUCAACCCUCAACAAGCUUAUUGACAAGCUGGAUUCAGGCAAAGCCCCAAAUAAAGGAGAUAAAGAGCAAGAGCAGAAACCAGAAGAAGAUGAAGAGGAGGAGGAAACACCACUGGAUGGAGGAGAUUCUGCUAAAGAAGAUGCAGCCAGGGCAGCCAGUGAUGGCAACGCGGACGGGCGCGUGAAAGUCAGGGUCACUAAAGUCAAGCCAGGUAGCGCUCGACAGAAGGAGCUGCGAGUCCAAGAGAUGAGCAGGGACAACCCGCAGCUGCGCCACAUAGAGAGUGUGGUUAAGGACCUGUUGGAGAAGGAAGGCCUGAAGGCAGAAGGUAAAAUUGAAAUCAAGAUAGUGACGACAGGUGGCUUGGGGGAUGACGAUGACACUCACUGGCUGUCAGAAGAGGACACCAAGAACCUCAAGGAUAUUUUCUUCAACAUUUUGAUCCAGGGUACAGAGGAAGCUCACAAGGAACAGCGGCGCCAGCGUCAGCUGGAAGACAACUACCGUUUUGUGUGGAGACGCAACCAGGAGGAUCUACCAACUACUGGUGGCACGGAUUCAGAUGAAUUGGAUUUCUGAACCUCACUGGUCAAUAGGACUUUGCCAACCAUGGCUGCUCCCAAGGAGGAUCGAUAAUUUUCCACAGUGAUCAGAAUUCCACUUGAAUGCUCACAAAGCAAGCAGCCAGUUCAAGGGGCAUCUUGGCUCUCAGGUGCAAAAUAUCUUCUUUAGACUGACAGUUGUCAUGCCAAGUUUUGCUAAGGCAUCUUCACCACCUUUCUUCAUCAUGUCACAAAGAUGUCUGUCGGCUGUCUCCAAUAGUACUGUGGCCUUUUUUCAGAGCCUAAACUUUUGUGCCCUCCAGUGCCGAGCUAUUGGCUGCAUCCUCCAGCUCCCAGCCAGCUAUGCUUGGCUGGAAGAGGAGAAAAGCCAGGGUGCCCCCUGCCCCAGUGGAAGUUAAGGGCAGAUCCAAUUCUCCUAACCUGAGACUGUUAAUCCCCACCCUGCUCCAGAGUCCCUACCAAAAAGCUCUUCAAUUCAGUGAAUGGUGAAAUCAGGGUAAAGAACCUUUGUUUCUUAAUGCCUUGUAUAUUUGGAUAAAUUCUUACCUCUUCACCCCACCCCACCCUGGUCUGGUUUGUGUAAAUGGUGUCACCUGUGUGCCUUGAAAUGUCAAACUGAAAGGAGAGGACUAGUAUCGUUAUUUUGUUUAGGCCUCUUCUCAAAUCCUCUCCCCUUUUUGGCUUUCUGUCUGAAAGUUCAUGAAUUGAGCACAAAUAAGCUCCAUGUUGUACUGGCAUUCUUUGUGACCAACUUCUCUGAUGCUGCUCCAAGGUCAUGUGUAAGCUGGUGGUUUGAGCUCUCAAGCCCAGCAAAGAGAAUGCAGAAUGAUGUGGAAGAAAGGUAUUGUGUACUGCUUUCCCUUGUUACAUUGUUUCAUCUCUGCUAGGGCUCUAGGAAUAGAACAUGAACUGAGUAAAAAAAAAAUAGUCCAGCCUCUUCAAAGGAGCCCUACAGACAGGGGUAGCUGUUCCUUCUGUGAAAACUCAAGCCACAAACCUGGCUGGAAACUCUUUCAGUAAGAUGAUGAAUCCAGGUCAAACACAGAACAAUCAAAACUACUUAAUGGGUGACUGGAAAGAAGGAAUUGCUCCCCCAGGAAAGAGGUGAGGCUGGAAGAAUCCAGCCAUCUCUCUUGGCACAUCAAGGACUAUUCACAACUUCUCUUUUCUAUCAAUAAAUCCAGAUCACCCAAGCCUUGAAUUUGGAAAUUUGUUUUCUUGGUUGUUUCAGGGAAAAGACUUCUGAGCAGGGCAAUGAAUCAUCUAUGUAUUGAAAAAUCUUGUUCUGACCCACUUAAUAGUGUUCAUGAAUGCAAAUUUUUUGGAACAUUUAACUACAAUACAUUUAAAAUAAGCAAUACUGUUCUGUACUGCAGGGUUAUCACAUUCAGAAACGCUGACACAGUGAAGAAAAGCAGGAGGAGCUUCCUUGCUGAGUGAAACUUUAUAAUUGCAUGGACUGUGAAAAGACCUUCACAUAUAGUCGCAUAAUCUUGAUAAACGUAAUAGAAUUCACAUUGAAGAGAAUGAUGGUAAUGAAUGCGAUUUCCUGCUUCUUGGCAGGGGGUUGGACUGGAUGUCCCAUGAGGUCUCUUCCAACUCUACUAUUCUAUGAUUCUAUGAAGCCAUAUCUGCUCUGAGCCCAGUGCUUGUUUGACAGCUUAUUUUCUGCCUCUCAGGCCAAUGUUGGAUAUUGGAUUCACCACUGUUCAUGUUGGCUAGGGCUGGUAGAAGUUGUUGUCAAGCGUUCACAAUGUGCUCAUCUAGUUACCUGCAAUCCUUUCCAUUAUAACUGGGUGAGAAUCAUUCUUGCCUCUUCAUAUUGAUAACAGUAAUUCCAGACCUCCUUUACCAGCACAGUCAAUGGUAAGUAAUGCUAGAAAUGGCAUUUCAGCAAUAUUUGGAGGACCACAUCACCCCUCUCUCCUUGUACUAGAUGAAAAGGAGUAGUAAUUCUUCAGACGUUCCCUGACCUUCCUUGCUUCUUUUGAAACAAAGCAUCCAGUGACUCUGAUCUUCAAAUGCUCACUGCCUUCUUUGCGGCUGAGAAAUUCAGAUGAUGAACAGGAAACUGUUAAUUUGUGUUUUAACCUUUACUCCUUCAAAAGAGUAUAUGUGGUCCAGUAUAUACAUGAAAUGUGGGGGCUGCAUGAAUAAGUAGGCAGAAUACAGGCUCAUUCAAUAAUAAUGCUGUUUCAGCUGGCAAAGGUUGCAUGUCCAUUUGUUGUGUGCCUUCAAAUCAUUUCUGACUCAUGGCGACCCUAUCACUCGGGCUGAGAAUGUGCGACUUUUCCAGGGUUACCAGUGGAUUCUCAUGGCCAAACAGAUUUGAAUCCUGGUCUCCAGAAUCAUAGUCCAACCCUCAAAUCACUAUGCCAUGAAUAUCAAUUUGUGUCUGCUAAUGUUUUAAACCUUUUCUAUACAAUCAUCAAAGCUGAAGUAGUACCAAGUUCUUUUUAACUUUGCCAAGCAAAUAUAGAAAAAUAUGGAAGUUGUGAAUACACAUACACAAUCAAUCAUUGCUUAUUUUCAUGUAUGUUCAACUUCUCAAUUGCAAUCUAUUGCUUGCUCUGCCUCUUAGCCCUUGGGCAGAGCAAGCAUUGCCAGAAGGAGGACAUUUGGGACUAGAAGGAGAAGCUCCUCUGAGAACAUUGCAAUCUCAUUUGAAAUUUGGUGUGUGUCUUAAAACUGAUAUUCAGAUUUUUCCAGAGGUUGUGAAACAGGAUGACAAAACAUUGAAGAAAUCUUGCUCACUAUUUAUGGAAAUUCAAAGAAAGGAAUAUAUGAGGGAAGAAAGGAAAGAAGAAAAAAGCUGGAAGCCAGUUUUCUGGGAAUACCUGAACUAAAUUGCUUAAAGAGGAUUCGAGACGGCUCCUGUAUUGGUGUUGGGAUCGGCAUAUUGUUCAUAUUGCUGUGUGCUAUAUUGAAGGUGUUGGGAUCAGCAUAUUGUUCAUAUUGCUGUGUGCUAUAUUGAAGGUGUUGCCAUUUCCUAUUAUUUCUACAUAUUGCACUAUAUGUCUGGUACUACCACUUUUUUGCAGCAAAAAAAAAAUCAAAAUAUUGCCUUUUAAGGAUCUCAGUGUACACUGUUGUUGCAGUGCCCUUUCUCUUCAUUAUUCCUGCCCGCAUUGCAACUUGGUCCAGUGCAGAAUUGCUAGAGCCUCCAGAUGGCGUAGUGGACUAAGUGACUUGAAGGUUGGGUUGCUGACCUGAAAGCUGCCAGGUUUGAAUCCCACCCGGGGAGAGUGUGGAUGAGCUCCCUCUAUCAGCUCCAGUUCCAUGCGGGGACAUGAGAGAAGCCUCCCACAAGGAUGGUAAAAACAUUUUUAAAAAUCCGGGCGUCCCCUGCAGACGGUCAAUUCUCUCACUCCAGAAGCGACUCGAGUUGCUCCUGACAUGAAAAAAAGUGCAGAAUUGCUUGUAAAUCAUUAGCAUAGGCUCCAAGGAAGAGUUGAAGGAGGAAGCCGAGAACCGUUUAGAUUCCAUUUUUAACUGGGAUAAAGUACUGUUGUUUAGAAAUCCUGUGUUUACCCAGAAAUUCAUUAUCAUAAUCUUCCUCAAUUCAGUUCUUUCUACAUGCAUCAGGUUCUUUGUAGCCUAGCAAUUCUGGAUUACACCAGAAUGGGGAAGGCUUAUCCAUGCCAUUGCUGAGAAAUGAAUAAUAAUCCCACCCCAUCCCCAAGUGUUUCCCCGAGAUCUUCCAUAGCAGAAAUGCUGGGGAACAGACAUUCUUCCUGAUCUUAUUAGACUGCAAUUGCCAUCAUUGUUGACCAUUGGAUAUGCUGUCUAGAGUAGAGAUUUAAGUUUUAGUUGCACCUGGACAACCACAAGUGGCCUGACCCAACGUUAAUUAGAGCAACAGCCUGGAAGUCCAAGAAGUUGGCACUUGCUUCCCAAUUUCUUAAGAGUUUCUUGACUCAUUCUGAUCCAUCCACCUGUUUUGUGAUUCUCAGAAAGUGCAGGACAAAAAGGCGGUACUGUAUGUGUGCCUCCUUCAAAUGCCCUUGCUACAAUAGUCCUCAUCCCUGGGGGUUUUACUGGCUUCCAGUUCCACCAUUUGCUGUAACUCUGUGUUGUUAGUCCACUGAAUCUGAUUGUUUUUCUCCUCUAUUAGAUUUUUCUGGUACACUGUGUCUUGAACUGUUUCCGUGUGAUCAUAACCACCAGACUUGAAUGUCUAUUUGAAGUUGGCUGGCUGGGACUAAAGUAGGGAUUCUCUUGAUAAUAGUACACAUUCUUCUGCUCAAACGUCUUCCCCCUUGAACUAUCCAGAAUGAUGUUGGAGUCUCCUGGGUUGUAGUAUGAAUCUCCAACGUUCAUUUUUAGACUAACUUAGGAAGAGUGGUUUAGUACUUCAUGUCUACUGGGUAUACUCUAGAUCUUUUUUUCCCGCCAGGAUGAGAUGAUACUGAUCUGGGUGGGGAGGGAUUUUCCAGUUUCACCUCUAGAGCACAUAAUGUCUUUCCAGCUGCAAAGGGUUUUGAAUAAGAAAGAUGACCAAGAUCCAUUUCCAUCUGGCUUCAGGAAAGCAAUGAGACAGAUAUGGCCUCUGUUGGAUAACUUAUGUUGGGAACAGAAUGGGAAGAAUAUUUCCUUCCAGUACAAUCAUUCUGUGCCAUCUGAGAUAGAGCUCGAGGUCACUGUUUUCUUCUGAUUCUUCUUGGAAGAGCAAACUCUGGAAUAUUGGUGCUGGAAUAUUCCAUUUUGUCUCUUUGGCAUUUGGCACAGCCCUCUGACUUGCUCUCUGCGUUGCUCAACAUGUAUGUGAAACCACUCAGAGAGCAUGGGUGCUGCUUGGAGUUUUGGGGACAUGACCCAACUAUAUUUUUCCCGAACACCUAAUUCCAUGGUAGCCAUUUCCAAUUUAAAUUGGUGUUUGUUGUCCCUACUGGACUGAAUGAGGGCAAACAAACUAAAAUUAAAUUGAAAUGAGACAUGGAGAACAGGGAUUCAAAUUGUGUUGAUGAUAUUACACUCCCACUGAAAUCUUUGCAGCUUAGUUAUAUUCCUGGACUGAGAUCUGAAUCUGUUUGCCUGGUUUUGGUGGUGGCCAGGAAUGCCUUUGCUAGUGCACUGACUGUGCCAUUUACUGGAAAUUUCUGACCUGCCCAAAGUGAUAUAUGGCUUAGUUUCCAUUUGGAUUACGUAUAAUGUGUUCUAUGACGAGCUGCCUUUGAAAAGUAUUCAGAAAGUUCACCUUGCUUAAAGAGAUAGCAACCAGAUUGUUAACUGUGAUGCGCAACAGGGAACAUAGAACUUGUUGCUGUUGCUCCAUUGGCUACUGUUCUGUUUCUGGUCACAAUCCCAACCACUGGUUGUGACAUAGUUUGGUUCCAGACUGUCUGAAGGGCCACAUCUUCCUAUUUGAACUUGUUUGUGCUAUGUAAUAGCUUCAGGGGAGACUGUCCUUAGUCUUACCACCUUUACAGGAGACGGUCUUGUCAGUGGCUGCUUCAGGGUUUUUGAACUCAGGAUAAGGUGGUUCUCAGCUUCCAUUAAGAAGUGGAAGUUUUUAGGCUUUUAAAAACUGCAAGGGCUUUAAAUAUUAUGUAAUUUACAGAUUCUGUGGAUUUAAUUCUAUGGACAUUUGAAUUGCAGUGUAGCAAUAACUUUUUCUUUAUGUUCACUUGAGCCUUUGUAUGUAUUUUUUUAACUGUAUUCUAGUUAAAUACAGUGAAAAGCACCUAAGCUGCUUGAAUUUGGUCUGGGCCUCCUAUCAAAUGAUAGAUAACUGGGUGCAGCACCACUAGCCAGACCUCCACAGACGACUUUGAGGCUUUCUAAAUUAACUGUGGGCUACUAUUAAUUAGUUGUGUCUAUAGAUUAAAUGCAGCUUGUGACCUAUUUUAUUUAUUUACAGCAUUUAUAUUCCGCCCUUCUCACCCCGAAGGGGACUCACACAUUGCACACAUAAAGGCAAACAUUCAAUGCCAUGACAUAGAACAGAGACAGAGACAAGACGCAGGCACCGGGCUGGCCUCAAACGCAUGACCUAGCUGUAACAUUGCUGUAAUCGGUAGCUGUGGAUGGUGCCAAGAAGGAGAUUGUCAUUGUUCAAAAUAAUCAUGUUCUGUUUGCUCUGCCUGAGUUGAGUUUACAGAUCAAUAAACCUGAUAGCCAGUGUGAAACCCUAUUCCAUAUCCUUGUAUGUUUGUUUGGCUUUGUUCAUGCACUGACGGAAAUGACGGUGUCCAUUUCUUAGAUGCCAGUCCUUUAUGGCUGGCUAAAGACAGCAGGGGCAACGCAAACACGCUCAGAGUCUAGUAUCCUCACACUUGACCACUCUUCUGAAGUGGCCAGGUCAUGCAGACUACCUGGAUGCUGCUAGAAAGACCAUAGCACCUAGAGAUUCCUAGAGAACACUUUAAUCAAAUUUGUGUAUAAUCAAAUUUGAAACAGGCAAACUGCAAAUGUGGAGUAAUGACUGUAUGUUUUUUUUUUAAAAAAAAACUCCUUCUCACCAUCUUCCUGUCAUUUCUUGGGCAUUUCAUCUUUCUUUGCUUGUUUGUGUUGGUUGGGCAAUUCUUAUUUUAAUUAUGUUGUUAAAAUAAUUCUGGCACUUUUUCAUGUUCAUAUUUGCUCUGUUUCUAGCUACUUCCUGAUUAUGAUUUUUUUCUCUUUACUUCCCUCUUUAAAAAUGAAUAAAAUGACUGUGCAAUUCUC